Messenger RNA from Dermatophagoides pteronyssinus (European house dust mite), 572 nucleotides. RefSeq names its product ribosomal protein S12 (gene RpS12). Lineage: Eukaryota; Metazoa; Arthropoda; Arachnida; Sarcoptiformes; Pyroglyphidae. The record is from RefSeq and is a predicted model, not a curated record. Gene Ontology annotation, cellular component: ribosome. Gene Ontology annotation, biological process: translation. Gene Ontology annotation, molecular function: structural constituent of ribosome.
UUACGCUGUGUGUCUGUUUGCAUGCUCACACAUUUUUCCACUUCCUUUCUUGCUUCGGCAUCGCCUCGUGUUCAAUUGGAAAAAUUGAUAUUUUGUAAAAUUUUGUUCCAAAAAAUCAACUAAUUAAUUUCAAAAUGGCUGAACCACUCGAUUUGAAUACAGCAUUGCAAGAAGUUUUAAAAACUUCAUUAACCCAUGAUGGUCUUGUAAAAGGUUUACAUCAAGCAACCAAAGCAUUGGAUAAACGUGAAGCUUUGCUUUGUGUAUUAGCUUCGAAUUGUGAUGAACCAACAUAUAUCAAAUUGGUUGAAGCACUUUGCGCUGAACAUAAAAUUGAUUUGGUCAAAGUUGAUGAUAAUAAAAAACUUGGUGAAUGGGCCGGUAUGUGUAAAAUUGAUAAAGAAGGCAAAGCCCGUAAAGUUGUCGGAUGUUCAUGUGUGGUGGUGAAAGAUUGGGUCGAAUCAACACCUGGUCUCAAUUUUCUAAGACAAUAUUUAAGCGAAAAAAAUGUUAAUGCUUAAAUGCUAAAUAUUCAAUUUUUUAAAUUUUUAUUGAUUAAUUAAUUUCAUAAA